AUGGGUGCAGAGGGCAAAGCAGAUCCACAGUUUGGCGACGCGGCGACACCACCAAGGUCAAGCAGCAACAACAACAUUCGCGUUAAGGAGCUGCAACGAGAACAGUUAUGCUGUCGAGUUGCUGAUCUACGUGAAAACUUGCUUCACCUCAACGCCAUGACACCCUCGCAACUCGAGACUAAGCUAGCGCUCCUCGAGCAUCAUUUCACCACUUUUGAGCGCUUGCAAUCAGAGCUGGAAUUUCUAGAUGACUCGCAAUUUGAAUUGGAUCAUCGCAUCGUCUUCGAAGAGGCUUUUUGUGAGGUGAAAAGUGCCAUCGUCGAACGUGAUGGCCUCAGUAGCACCAUAGUCCCAGCACCAAAUUCUUCGUCGUCACCGCCAGCCCGGCAUAGUUUGCCUAAGCUGCAGCUUACUAAAUUUAGCGGCAAACAUACUGAGUGGCUAGACUUCUACAACAUGUUUAAAGUCCUUGUGCACAACAAUGCUGGACUUGAUGAUAUUGAGAAAUUUCAAUAUCUGCGCUCUUGCUUAGUUGACAGCGCAUUUCGCUUAAUCCAGUCGUUGUGA
This is a messenger RNA of Rhagoletis zephyria (snowberry fruit fly), 567 nucleotides long. RefSeq lists its product as uncharacterized. The record is from RefSeq and is a predicted model, not a curated record. Lineage: Eukaryota; Metazoa; Arthropoda; Insecta; Diptera; Tephritidae.